AUGGCUGCUGGCGAUGCUCGAGAGAAAGGGAGCCCCAAGGCACAACGGGACGAGUGGGUUCGUAGCGCGGUCGGUGAGCGCACUCCCUCCCCCAAUCAUAAAGAAUAUUGAUUUUUCCGGGCAGAGCGCGACUUCACGGAACAUUUAGGCUCUUUCAAAUUGAACUGGCAUAUAUUUAGGUUCGGAGGACUUACAUUUUUUGGUGGGACAGAGUAAUUCAAACCCUUCCUUUUACUACCGACGGACUCACUCUAUUCCCCUGGCCUAACCCUGACAGAAACACUAAUUCUCACCCUCCUAGCCCUAACCACAACACUCCUGGAAGUUACGUCGUGGGUCGGUAGUUCCGUGCCCAACCGAUUAAUUUUCACACAAACGUCAUGUUAUACGGACUGCUCUAGUAAUAGCGGAAGUUGCAAUCGAUUUGAAACAAUCAUCUCGAAUAAAAUUGGUCUGAUUUUGUAAACUAAUAUAUUAUAUAAUAUAUAUAUCUUUGUAAACCAAUAUAUAAUAUAUAUAAACGAAUAAAAUAUACAUAUGAUAACUAAUGCAUAACAUAUAUAACACAGUAACUUCGAUGAUCGCAUUUGUGUCAUUUUUUUUCUAUUUGCCCCUAUAAUUCUGCGACAUUCCGAUUCAAAUCGGAAAUACAUAUGAAAAAAACACAAAAAAAGAGAAUUUCAUUUAUUAUUUUUUGCGGUAUCCGUUAUCGAAAAAGAAGAACCUUUUAGACCAGUGUGCCUAUUACUUAAAGCCGACUUUUCGGUUACUCUUUUUGUUUGCUAAGAUCAGGAAAUCCACUGCCUGACAACCGCUCGAAGCUUCAUUUGCCAGGUACUCCUCCUUAGACUGUGGAGAAAAUUCACAAAUGUACUCUUUAUGCAAACCACAUCCACAGGGCCAUCCAGUUUUAAGUCGAGUUGGGAAUACGCUUGGACAUUUCAAAGAUCCUAGUAUGGGUAUGUGUAGCCGAUCAUCGCAUGAAGAAUUCUUAGCCAACUUCACUUAGCAGGCAGAUUACAAAAAGGCUUAAAGUGUGGUUUUGGUGCACCAUGUAUUUGAAAAAUAAUCGUCUGGAAUCCUUCAGGAUGUAGUCCUUUAAAACAGCAAAAACAUUAUGUCUAUAGCUUUCAGGCAUAUUUGGGUUAGAUUACCCAAUAAGUACUUGUUGCAGUCUCUCAAUAAUCCAUGAACGUUAUCAGCUUAUUCACAAUUGUCCCUCACAGGACCCGUUGAAUCGGCAUAUUGAUUUUAAAAACCAGAACAGCGAAAGAUUUACAAAAAUGUCAAAUCCCAAAUUUAAUCGAAAUGGACUUGCUAAGGGGAAAGUGACAUCGGCAGUAGGUACCCUGUGGCAGAGUUUGAAGACUGUAUCCUCUUUGGGAAACACAUUGGACGAAAGUCUAGUUGAGUCACAUGGAGGUGUCGUCGGAUAAUGGUUUUGUCGAUGAAGGUGCGCGAAGUUUAAUGGGUUUUAAGGGGACAAAAUUCACAUAGUCAGAGAAGAAGGCCUUUGUCCAACAAGCACACUUAAAGUCUACGCGCGGAUUUAGAAAUCUGUCUCCAACAAAAGGCAGGAAUCUGGCCGAAAACACACAUUCGCAUAAAAACAGAUGAAGAAAUAAUAUAUUAAACACGUUGUACCGCAUCCGAUAUCCGACAGAAAAAGUAGCAAAAGACAUGACACUACUAGGGUGAAAAUCGGAGUAUCCUCGAGAGCUGUAGUAAAGGGUUUAUUUGCACAUUAUAAGCAAUAAUGCAGGAUGUUUGGAUAAAAACUAGAGAUCUACACUUUCACUCCAUCAACAUAGCGAGAAAGUAGGUUAACGUUAACUUGCUACUGGAUUUGUGGAGUAGCACUUAUUGAAAUCGAUUAACUCCAGUCAAGGAAGGAGAAAUCCCAAGCACCGAUAUUCCCGGGAAAAUUGAGGAGGGAAGACCUAAAAGAAUAGACGUGCCAGAAAAGAGUACAUUUAACUUCAGCACAACUACUUGUUCGCAGACCGUAUUUGACGCUGGGAUAUUCUGACAAAAGUGUUGGACGGUCACUUAAAUACGGUAGCUUAUCGUGGGCAUUUUGCGGCCGGCGAUGGUCCAAGUUAGAUAUAGGCAACUGAAGUCCAUUAUAAACAAUGUCAGCCAUAAUAGAACGCUAGUCAAACACGAAAAGACAUGCAACAAAAAUUACAGAAAAUGAAGAAUUAGAAUCAUUCAGGCUAGAUCAGUACAGGAUAUAAUCAGGAACAAUACUUUUGUUCCAAUAAAGCAUACUGUGAAUAUACACUUGAAAUAGGCCCACACCAAUCACUCUGUAUUGCAGGAAUAAAUGAGCAUUUCCAUUUUAUCAUUAGGAUCAUCUCCCACAGCGCUUGAGAGCAGUUGCAUAAAGGUUACUAGUAAACAAUGCAAUAGCUUCAGCGGCUAAGUCAGAGGCGCAGUAACGACCAUCUUUGCUAUGUCCGCCGUCAUCAACCAGUCGCACAUCAACUGCAGUAAUUACUGUCCUUAAAAUGACCCGUGAUCCACCCGUAGUCAGAUGAGAUCGAAUAUAACCAUUCAGACCCAUCAAUGUGAAUACUCCCCGACCAGCCCCGACAUGCCAACGACCCGCAGUGCAGAAGUGAGAACCCUACUCGAUGAUCAGCUGACUCAGUUUGACAUCGCGGUUCUGCAGAUCUAAGAUGUGAUGAUGAUGAUGAUGAUGAUGAUGAUGAUGAUGAUGAUGAUGAUGAUGAUGAUGAUGAUGAUGAUGAUGAUGAUGAUGAUGAUGAUGAUGAUGAUGAUGAUGAUGAUGAUGAUGAUGAUGAUGAUGAUGAUGUCGACGUCGAACAAACCAGGUGUGGACAUCCCGUGCGUCUGCAUUCUCGAUUGCACUUCUACAAAUUUGAGUGCUAG
Messenger RNA from Spirometra erinaceieuropaei, 2895 nucleotides. Lineage: Eukaryota; Metazoa; Platyhelminthes; Cestoda; Diphyllobothriidea; Diphyllobothriidae. The record is from the annotation of a GenBank genome assembly.